Messenger RNA from Strongylocentrotus purpuratus (purple sea urchin), 540 nucleotides. RefSeq names its product serpin B3-like. Gene Ontology annotation, biological process: negative regulation of endopeptidase activity. The coding region runs from base 1 to 540 and encodes 179 amino acids. Lineage: Eukaryota; Metazoa; Echinodermata; Echinoidea; Camarodonta; Strongylocentrotidae. Gene Ontology annotation, molecular function: serine-type endopeptidase inhibitor activity. The transcript has 2 exons. The record is from RefSeq and is a predicted model, not a curated record.
AUGGGGGUGGGCUUGGGGGUGACAAAUCAAAAGGGUAAAUUUUCUUUGGCUGUUGACAAAACCAAUGACUGUCUUGUGCUAGAGAUGCCUUAUCAAGGCCGCAAUUAUCUGAGUCUAUUGAUUGCUCUUCCCACCAAAGAUGAUGGCCUUGGUCAACUUGAGACGAAGCUCUCUGCAGACAUCCUGCAAUCCUGGGACACAGGGCUCAAAUCAAGAGAAGUGAUCGUACUAUUACCAAAGUUCAAACUAGAAACAACAUUCCAACUGAAGGAGGUUCUGAAACGAAUGGGAAUGCCCGACGCUUUUGAUGAGGAUAGGGCUAACUUCGAAGGCAUCUCAGGUGAUAGAGAGUUGCACAUCUCUGCCGUCAUCCACAAGGCCUUUGUUGAUGUCAAUGAGGAAGGGAGUGAGGCAGCUGCUGCAACGGCUGUUGAGAUGAGGAGAAGAUGGGGAUGCGCUCCACCAAGCGAACGUGAAAAGCCGAUUCUGUUUCGAGCAGACAAGAGAAAGAAGACGAUUCGACCUACAUGUAACGUGUAA